AUGUCCUUCACUAUUAUUUAUGUGUUAACGCUGAGUGGAAACCUAAUAAUUAUCAUUGUCUGCAGGGUUGAAAAGUCUCUUUACACCCCAAUGUACUUCUUUCUCAGUCACCUUGCUGCACUGGAAAUCUGUUAUAUCUCUGUGACUGUUCCUAAAAUGAUCCACUAUUCUGUUUCAGGAGACGGCAGUAUUUCAUUUGCAGCUUGCCUUACCCAGUUGUAUUUUUUUGGAUCCCUUGGCUCGACUGAAUGCUUCCUUCUACCUCUAAUGGCUUAUGAUAGAUAUCUUGCUGUUUGCAAGCCUUUACAUUAUUACUCACUAAUGACUUCUCAAUUCUGUAGCAGAUCCGCUGGAUGUUGCUGGUCAUUUGGUUUCAUAUUCACUAUGUCCUCUGUACUUCUUAUUUCUACACUGAAAUUCUGUGGCUCUAACCAUAUACAGCAUUUCUUCUGCGACAUCUCCCCACUUCUUAAGUUAUCAUGUACUGAUGUUCGGCAUACGGAGACCCUCAUUUUCCUACUGGCAUCAUUUACAUUGCUGGGAUCCUGCCUAACCACAUUACUAUCAUAUUUAAUGAUACUCUCCACUGUGCUAAGUAUAUCUACACAGUCAGGCAGGGGAAGGGCAAGUGCAACCUUUGCUUCUCAUUUGACUGUUGUAACAAUAUAUUAUAGUACAAUGAUCUUUGUUUAUGUUCGUCCCACCACUACUAGCACCUCCAGUCUCAACAAGAUCCUAUCAGUGCUGUAUACAGUUUUAACCCCACUACUUAAUCCUUUCAUCUAUGCUUUGAAGAACAAAGAGGUAAUGAGGGCUCUUUGGAAAGUAAAAAGCAGAUUUAAGGUGUAG
Messenger RNA from Xenopus laevis (African clawed frog), 849 nucleotides. Its product is annotated as olfactory receptor 226. Lineage: Eukaryota; Metazoa; Chordata; Amphibia; Anura; Pipidae. The transcript has a single exon. The record is from RefSeq and is a predicted model, not a curated record. Bases 1 to 849 code for a protein of 282 amino acids.